This is a messenger RNA of Cladocopium goreaui, 798 nucleotides long. The record is from the annotation of a GenBank genome assembly. NCBI's taxonomy places the organism in Eukaryota, Dinophyceae, Suessiales, Symbiodiniaceae.
AUGAAGGGGAAACAGAAGUCUUGGAUCCUGGCCGGACUCAAGCACUUGAAAGCACCGAUUGUUUUUGCAACUUUGGUCGCUUUGCUUUUCCAAGUCGAUGGUUUGAAUUGGGACAAGCCGUCAGACCAUGUGGAGACAUUUGCGGGAAAGAUGGCUUGCACCAGAGCCGAGUGGGAGGCCAAUCGUGUUGCAGUUCCAUUGGACUUGGAGCUGGGUCAAAACAACAACUUGCUUACCAAUGAUGGAUUUUGCAAUGCGUUGUACCACAUCUGCAACACCAAGCCGGGGUCUGGGCAUAUGACAGCUCCAGUCUGUUCCUCAUGGGUGUUUCUUUCUCGUGGAAGCACUCUUCGGAGUGCUUCCCGGCCACUUGGGCGCUCGGACAGCAAAGCGGUGGAGGAUGGUAAUAUCCUUGCGGCUAGAGCUCUGGUUCUGUGCUUACUAGCCAGUGCCAAAGCCAUGUUCUGGUGCCUAGAGCAGCCAGCAAGCAGUUUGAUGUACCUACACCCAUGCUUCCAAUUCCUGAUUCGCUUGCUUGGAAUGCACCGGCUCCGGGUCAACAUGAGCAAUUAUGGGGCCCCUACAAAAAAAGCAACUCUCUUAUACAGUAGCCAUGCUUGUCUUGAUGACAUUCAAAACUAUACCGUGGAGGAACGACUUGAACAGCGUGAAAUGGCAGUUCGCUAUGUGAACCAGAAAGGGGAGAACAGGGUUCAUGGUGGAAAACACCUUCGUGCUUCUCAAGCUUACCCAGAUGAGUUUCUCAGAUUACCAUGUCAAGAGAAAGUCUGCGAAUGA